This is a messenger RNA of Mangifera indica (mango), 1403 nucleotides long. RefSeq lists its product as uncharacterized. The record is from RefSeq and is a predicted model, not a curated record. Gene Ontology annotation, cellular component: outer kinetochore. NCBI's taxonomy places the organism in Eukaryota, Viridiplantae, Streptophyta, Magnoliopsida, Sapindales, Anacardiaceae. Gene Ontology annotation, biological process: chromosome segregation. The transcript is spliced from 8 exons. The coding region runs from base 185 to 1126 and encodes 313 amino acids.
UACACCCCUGAAAAGCCAUGUAUUGGCAAUUCAAAUUCAAAUCCGAAAUUGAAAAGGUUACAUUUACACGCCUGAAAAAUCAUUCGUGGCGUGCAAUUCGCUUCCAAAUUUUGAAUUCAAACAUUCACCGACGAACAAGAACGAUAACUGAAGAAGAAAAAACCACUUGGAGAUCAACACAGAAAUGGAGGAAACCAUUGCAAACCUCUGCAAAACCCUCGCUUAUUUCUGCAACCACUUAGACAACAGUUGCGAAGCUCUUAAGCAAUCUGUGCAGCGGCGUCCCAUCCCUCUGGAUUCCGCUUCUACAACCUUCAUCCAGUGCCUCAACCGCCGUGUUUCAGCCGUCACUUCUGAUCUUAAUUUGCUCGAUUCGAUGUCGUUUGGUACGGUCUCUUUUGAGGAGUUAUUAGGACACUGCAAUGAAGUUUACAAGACCAACGAGACCCAUCUUCUUCAACUCCAUGAUCGCCUUAAAACCUUCAAUAAUAUUCCUGAAUUUGAGAUUGAUGACGAAGAUAAGGGUUGCAGUUUAUUGACACCGAUUGGUUUUGACUCAAAGGAUGAGGUGGAAUCACCAUCACCAAUCUCUUUUUCUCAUUCAGUCAUGAAGAGCUUGGAAGAAGACACUCUACUUGAUGAAUCAUUGAGUUUAAAGAAUCUGGGGCUAUCAGAUGUUUGUCUAGCCACUUUAGCAUCUGAAGAUAAUGAUAACACUGAUGAUCCAGAUUGGUGUUUCCAAGAAACAAUGAAAUGCUCCAGGGACAAACUGCAUGAGAUAAAGGAUCUAAGUGAACAAACUGCAAAUAUAGAAGGGGAAUUGAAAGAUAAGCCUAUUUCCUUUGAAGCUGCUGGUCCUGUAAUAAAGGUAUCAAAGGAUGACUAUGACAGCAUUCCAUCCUACAUGAAAACCCUAACUUCAUGGGAGGAUCUGCUCAUUGCUGUUGAGAAGAUCAACUCAAACUUGAGAAAGGAGAAAACAAAACAAUGCAACUACUUCCAACAGGACGAAAUUGCAUCUUUGGACUUGGGGCACAAAGCCAGAGCUUACCUACUGCUACUCACUCGUCUAAAUUGUUUACGUAUUGAAACAAUUGAUGGUCGUAUAAGCUACCGUGUUCUGUGAACAGGCAUCAUUUCUUAAUAGGAAUAAUGCAAUCAUGCCAUCUUCAAGUUUUACUUCUCAGGUUCAUUUAGAUUUUACAACUUCAAUGAGAUGGUUUCUAUAACGGCAUUUUAUGAUCAAAUGGCUAUUUUCAUCACAUCAAGGCUGUUUGGAUACAGCAAAAUAAAAUUUCAUUCUGUUUAAUUCAUGUAAUCAUAUCUGUAUUUUCAUACUUUAUGUUGAAAAAAUUUCUAAAGAGUAAUUAAUUAAAACACCCAUAUUGGAGGGGUUACUAAAA